Nycticebus coucang (slow loris) is the source of this 1048-nucleotide messenger RNA. It is a transcript of the gene LSM10, whose product is annotated as LSM10, U7 small nuclear RNA associated. Gene Ontology annotation, cellular component: cytoplasmic U snRNP body; nuclear body. The transcript has 2 exons. The coding region runs from base 267 to 638 and encodes 123 amino acids. NCBI's taxonomy places the organism in Eukaryota, Metazoa, Chordata, Mammalia, Primates, Lorisidae. Gene Ontology annotation, biological process: mRNA 3'-end processing by stem-loop binding and cleavage. The record is from RefSeq and is a predicted model, not a curated record. Gene Ontology annotation, molecular function: histone pre-mRNA DCP binding; U7 snRNA binding.
AACUGAGCUGCGGGUCGUUGCCAUGGCUUCUUAGUUCGCUGUGGCCGGCCGGGGGCAACACAGCUAGGCGCCCCCUAGCUUCGCGCGGGACUCGGACUGGAAAGCGGAAGGAAUCCGCGCGGUGUGUCCGCUGUGUGCGGGGACCCGGGAGGCGGAGCGGGGAAGGCGGCGGGAGAACCCGGGAAGUGACUUCUUUCGGAUUUACCGAGUGUACCGCCUCUCCGCAGCCCACUCCCACUGCUCUUGAGCAGCCGUGGUGUGGAGGCAUGGCAGUGAGCCACUCAGUGAAGGAGCGGACCAUCUCAGAGAACAGCCUGAUCAUCCUGCUGCAGGGCCUCCAGGGCCAGGUGACCACUGUGGACCUGCGGGAUGAGAGCGUGGCUCGCGGACGCAUAGACAAUGUCGAUGCAUUCAUGAACAUCCGCCUGGCCAAUGUCACCUACACGGACCGUCAGGGUCACCAGGUCGAGUUGGAUGACCUCUUUGUGACCGGCCGGAAUGUCCGUUAUGUCCACAUCCCUGAUGAUGUGAACAUCACUGCAACAAUUGAGCAUCAGCUGCAGCUCAUCCAUCGGGUGCGCAACUUUGGUGGCAAGGGCCAAGGCCGGCGGGAAUUUCCCUCCAAAAAGUAUAAGUGAGGCUGUGCCCUCAGCAAGCUCCAGCCCCAUCUCAGGUUCCUCCAGUGUUCUUCUGAGCCAGAUCCCUGCCAUCUUUCCCUGCCCAGAACCUUGGAAAAGACCAGGGCCAGCCCAGAAACUGGUGUCCAACAGAUACCACCUGUCACAGCUGCCUUUCUUAGGGUUCCAUCCUCCCAGACUCAGAUUCUGGAACCCAGAAUCCUAUCUAUCAGUGGCCUUGGGGUAGGUGACAGUCCCCCUUUUUGAUCAUUUACAUCUGAAUCUCUGAUUUGCUGAUUUAGGGAAUCUGUCAAAUAGUUUUCACCCUUCUCCCAGUGAGGAUUAUUGAAUGUACUCACCUGAAACACCCCUCAGUGUCCCCAUAUCUCUUGUAAUUGUGUUCAUUUUCCCAUAAAAUCAGACUUGGAUAC